GCCGUAUGCUGCCGUCAAGCCGCCAUGGCGCGACCAGCGCGCGGGAGCUGCAGGCGGGGGAGCCCGCAGGGAGCGCAUGGCAGUGUGCUCUGGGGGCCCAAGCCUGGUGAGUGCCCGCUGGAGUACUCGCUCGCCAUCAUGGCCAAGCACGACCCCGAGCUGGGCAGCACGGUGCGCGCGGAGGUGGGCAAGAAGAGGCCCGCCCCCGCGCCAGGAGGCGAGCAGCCCAAGGACCUCUGGCAGUGCUUCUCGCAGGCGAAGGUGGCACAGCAGAGGAAUGUGAAGGAACUGGUCAGGGCCGAGGAGGAGCUCCAGGCCAAAGAGCAAGCCCUCCAGCGGGCGAAGGAGCUGCGUGACAGGCUGCUCGUGGAGGCGUACGAGGCCAACCGGCAGCGCGAGAAGGCCUCGGAGGACUAUUACAGGGCCACCACCAGCGGAGGGCAGAGGGCAGGGACCACUGCGCCCUCCGUGCUCAACUUCGAGGUGGACCCGCUGUUGCUGCAGGAUCUCGACGACUACGAGGAUUGCAAGGUCAAGGAGGAGAUCCACGCCUUCCGUCCCAAGCUGGAGGAG
This is a messenger RNA of Prorocentrum cordatum, 573 nucleotides long. NCBI's taxonomy places the organism in Eukaryota, Dinophyceae, Prorocentrales, Prorocentraceae. The record is from the annotation of a GenBank genome assembly.